AUCAGAAGGCUGACAAUAAUCCAGGCAAUGCCAAAUUAAAGACUGGCACCAUUCCCAAGGCAAAGGCUGGCACCGGUGUUGGCAAUCCAGUUCGAAAACCUAUUGCUAUUCCCUGUGGUAUCAUGGUGAAGGCAGACCCCAAACCUGCCAUCCCCAAAAAGACGGCUGUUUUUCAUGAGCGUGAUAAGAAGGUGAAGGCAGACCCCAAACUUGCCAUCCCCAAAAAACCGGCUGUUUUUCAUAAUUGUGAUAAGAAGGUGAAGGCAGACCCCAAACCUGCCAUCCCCAAAAAGACGGCUGUUUUUCAUAAUCGUGAUAAGAAGGUGAAGGCAGUAACCAAACCUGCCAUUCCAAAGAAGACAGCUGAUACCGAGGUGAAAGCAUAUAGCGAGGAGAUCAAUGCGGCACACAGAACCUUGUGUCAUGAUUAUUGUAUUGAUACAGAUAAUCCGCUUGGUAAAGGUAGCUUUGGCGCUGUGUUUCCGGGGACCAGUAAAGCCGAUGGCAAACCGGUUGCUAUCAAGUUUGUGAAACGAAGGCAACCAAACCGUUACUUUAUCAUGCCUGGAUCUGGAAUGGUUCUCACAGAACUAGUAGUGUUGCACACAUUAAAGGAGGAUCCAAACCCUCAUGUGAUCAAACUUUAUGACAGCUAUGAGGAUCCGGAUUACUUCAUACUCGUCAUGGAGCGGCCUGAUCCUUGCAUGACCUUGAAUGAGUUUAUUAAACUUCAACGAGGUCUGCUGGAAUCAACAGCACGCAUCCUAAUGCGUCAGGCAGUCAUGGCUGUAAAACAUUGCUUUAAGCAUGAGACUUUUCAUACUGACCUCCACGCUGGCAACUUCCUCGUGGAUAAAAACAACAUGCUGCUGAAGCUGAUCGACUUUGGGUGCUGUGACCGAUUAAGAGACACGGCCUAUGCAUAUGAAGAGUAUUUGGGGGCACCGGCUUAUCGGCCACCUGAGGUCCGCAACAGGGGCAGAUACCACGCCAUGUCAAGCAGUGUCUGGUCUCUGGGAACUCUGCUCUAUUAUAUGGUUAAUGUAAACUUGCCCUUUCCUAAAUAUGGGCCAGUAACUGAAGGCAUGAUAAACCACGAGAAUGACUAUUUAACAAAGCAGAUUCAGGAUCUGAUUGAGAAGUGCCUGUCCAUUGAUCCAGCUAAACGACCAACUCUAGACCAGAUGUUAGAACAUCCCUGGUUUAAAAUGGGUGAAGAAGGAGGGAUGUCAGCCGAAUUCCGUCAGAUCAUGGAUGAACUCACCGACAAAGCCAGUUAG
Misgurnus anguillicaudatus (oriental weatherfish) is the source of this 1280-nucleotide messenger RNA. Lineage: Eukaryota; Metazoa; Chordata; Actinopteri; Cypriniformes; Cobitidae. The record is from RefSeq and is a predicted model, not a curated record.